Messenger RNA from Ostrinia nubilalis (European corn borer), 1689 nucleotides. RefSeq names its product charged multivesicular body protein 1b (gene Chmp1). The transcript is spliced from 4 exons. Gene Ontology annotation, biological process: protein transport; late endosome to vacuole transport; endosome transport via multivesicular body sorting pathway. Bases 194 to 805 code for a protein of 203 amino acids. Gene Ontology annotation, cellular component: ESCRT III complex; multivesicular body. NCBI's taxonomy places the organism in Eukaryota, Metazoa, Arthropoda, Insecta, Lepidoptera, Crambidae. The record is from RefSeq and is a predicted model, not a curated record.
AUUAGGAAAAAAAAUUGUUUUGACUACAAUCAUUGAUGAAAUAGUGAGUCAUUUACGACAAUAAAAUCUGCGUUUUUCAUAAUUCAUUGAAAUCAAGUUGUUGUACAAAAGCUUUUCUGUGAUUAUAAAAGGCAAUUUGCCUGUGUUUCUUUUUGUAAAAAGUUUUUAUAAAGCCGUCAAACUGGGGAACGAAAUGUCUUCAUCCGCAAUGGAAAAAAACCUAUUUAAUUUAAAAUUUGCUGUGAAAGAGCUGGAACGAAAUUCUAAAAAAUGUGAAAAAGAAGAGAAAUUGGAAAAGGAGAAAGCCAAGAAGGCAAUACAGAAGAAUAACAUGGAGGGCGCAAGGAUACACGCCGAGAACGCAAUCAGACAGAAGAACCAAGCGUUAAAUUAUUUACGGAUGUCAGCUAGAGUAGAUGCAGUGUCCAGUAGAGUGCAGACUGCUCUUACUACAAAAAAGGUCACAAAUUCCAUGGCUGGUGUGGUCAAAGCUAUGGAUGCAGCAAUGAAGUCUAUGAACUUAGAAAAAAUUUCAAAUCUCAUGGACAAGUUUGAAAGCCAAUUUGAGGAUUUGGAUGUCCAGUCCUCGUACAUGGAGAAUGCAAUGUCACAAACUACCACCACCACCGUUCCACAAGGAGACGUCGACACCUUGCUGCAGCAAGUGGCUGAUGAGGCUGGCUUGGAGUUGAACAUGGAGUUACCAUCCGGAGUGCCCAGUACAUCCGUGGGAGCAUCCACGGUGGUGUCGCAGGAACAGGACGAGCUUACGCAGCGACUGGCGCGGCUGCGACAGGCCGAGUAACGCUAAACAAUAUAAUUCCAGCUGUACAGAGAUAAUAUAAAAUAUGUAAUUAUGUAUGUAUAACUUGUUUUUGUUGGUUUGUGUCAGACGUUGUUUGUAAUGUACAGUCCACUGUGAUAAAGCCCGGUCCGUGAGCACGUAGAAUUUUGUCCAAUGACCCCUAGCUACCCAUCCUUAUCGCUCGCGCGUAAUUAUAUUGCUAUCGCGACUGUGCGACGGACGCCCGCCAGUGAGUGUGCGAGCGUGACAGCAACAUAAUUACGCGCGAGCGAUAAGGAUGGGUAGCUUGCUCCCGGACAAGACUAUAGUAACUGGCAGUUUCAGUAAUAUUAAUACUCUGGUCAUCAUUAUGCAAAAAUCGUAAUGGAGAUAGUGGGACCAUAAUUUAUUAAUACAGUACAUAUACUCAGCUCUCACUAUUCCCAUGUUCAUGACAAUGGAUAGUGGUUGGAAAAUCUGCACCCCUCAGGUGAAAUUGCAAGCCUAUGACCAUGAAAAACACUGAUCAAAUUGACUGUUCCUAUGGGCGCAGGUUGAUACUAUAGCAAAACCUUGAAGAUGUUAAAGUUUAUUAAUAUUUCCAACUUCACAAAAUCUGUUUGACACAAACGUUACAUUGUUAAGUUUGAUGGAAGGUGUCUAGCAUGAGAAUGUAUAACUUAUGAAAACCAGUUUGUUAAGAAUAGUUCAUGAAUUAUUUUUGUAAUGUUUUUCAUCCAUUUGAAUUAAUUUAAAAGCUUUUCAUAUGUAUUAUGAUUCUUUAGUUAAAGCCAACACAGCUAGCUUUUUAAUAUUGGCAAAUCAACCACAAAAUUCAAACAAUACUUGUAUUUUAUAAUAAAGAAAAAUAGUACAUAAUAAAACAAUAAAUGAGAUAAACACUA